AUGUGGCUCACUUCUCGCAAACUCGUCUUGUUGGUAGUUUGUACGUUGACCGGCCAUGCCGUAGGAGCCGCCGACGACCAGGACGCGGAGGGUUCGUGGGCGUCGUACGGGUGGGCGGACUCAUGGUACCACGACACCCCUGAGCCGGCGCCCCUCGACCGCCCACGCCAGCGUCAUUUGGGCGUCGGGGAGCAGGAGGUGGACGCGGCGCCCCUGUACGUGGUGUGGGAAGAACUGCCGCUGCUGGCGAAGGAGGGCGUGACGUCGGAGGAGGCGCGGUGGGUGCCUGAGCGCGCGCCCCUCAGAGUCAUCAAGGAAUCCUACACUUCGGGCUCGAGGGAGUUCGACCACAACUUCCUCAAGUCCCCCCGCGGCUCCCUGGGCUUCGUCGGUACCCCUGUGUACGUACCCGAGCCGCACCACGUACCCGAGAUCCAGCCACACGUACAUGAACCUCCGCCGCACGUACACGAGGCGCCCCACGUGCCCGAGGUCCAGUCACACGUACCCGAACCUCCGCCGCACGUACAUGAGGCGCCCCACGUACCCGAACACGUACUCGACAUCCAGCCGCACGCACCCGAGGCACCCCACGAGCCGGAGCCGCCUGUGUACGUCCCCGCGAGUCCGCCCGUGACCAAGGCAUACCCAGGGCCCCCGCCGCCGCAGUACUCAGUGCGUCCAGGUCAGGCGCGCAAGUAUUACCUGACGGAGGAGGGGCAGCAGGAGCACAGGAGAGUACCAGGCCUCAGGCAGAGCACCUGA
Penaeus chinensis is the source of this 765-nucleotide messenger RNA. Its product is annotated as splicing factor 3A subunit 2-like. The record is from RefSeq and is a predicted model, not a curated record. NCBI's taxonomy places the organism in Eukaryota, Metazoa, Arthropoda, Malacostraca, Decapoda, Penaeidae. The transcript is spliced from 3 exons. The coding region runs from base 1 to 765 and encodes 254 amino acids.